AUGCCCGGUCCUCUUGGUUUCAUCACUUCUGGCUAUUUCUUCGGCUUGUUCGUUAUGGCUCUCGUUCUAAAUCGGAUUCACAACAUCGUCGUGCCUCCUCGCAACCCGCUGGCUGUGCGGCUCCACGCUGUCCAUCAUUAUCGCGGUCACGGUCGUGGCCGUGGCCGCUGGCCCUUCAAUAGGGCUGUUCUUGGCCUCUUCUUCCCAGUUGAUCUGUCCUCCACGUCUUCCAGGACGCUAUUCCGUAUCCCGUCCAUCUAUCUCCUUCUCAAAUCCCUCUUCGUCUGGUUUGUGUUGCUCCUGCAAGCAUCGCAGCUCUAUCCGUCAUGGCAGUGGGGGCCAGUACAGGCGGUUGGCAAGUGGGUAGCGCAGAAGGAGAUGGAGGAUAUAUGUUGGCAUACGUUCACAUCUACUUGCAUCGCGCUCGCCAUUGGUGCUCUCACAAGUGGGCUGGAAGGGCUGCAUCUUAACCACAAUGCGCCAUUCAACCUGUUUUCGUUCGCGUUCCAACUGCAUAUCUAUGCCUCGUCAUCCACCCACACCGACAAAGUGCAAGGCGCUCCGUCGAGACCGAACAAACAUGUCAUCAUAACUAUGUUGAUCCCACUUCUGCAGCUUACACUGCUCCACUGUCUCGAAGUGAAGAAGAGGUGGGGCCGCUUGCGGCUCAUCCCUACAUCAAUCUGCUCACUUCUCAAUCUUGUCCACUUCCACUCUGUCGUCUGGACCUCACCUUCGUCCUAUCCUCUCACCAACUUCUUCCCCUGCGUAGUCGAGUCCAUGCUCUGCGUGACCGUUAUCUUUUCUGCCUCUCUCAAUGUCCUCACUCAGUUGAUUCUCGAAGGCGCGAUCACGAGGCCGCUCUUUGGCCACGCCGAGACGCUGAUGCCAAAGCUAGACGAGGACUUUGGGGUUGCGCUCAUCCGACUAGGAACGGCGAGCUUAGAGGCGACCAGCGCGGCAGGGAUGGGCAACGAAGUCGGUGGCGUGACCAGCGCGGAUGGCACGGGUCUCGUCCGCUUCACCUCUGACGACCGCGGCGUUGUCGAGAUCGAUCGUUCCGGUGUAGUCUCCCUCAUACCUGCUUACGAUCGGCAAGGGCAGCAGAGGAUCCGCAAGCGAGGAUUUGCGAACGAGAUCACUCAUGUCAAGGCGCAGGCGCAGCGAGCCGACCUCUGGGCGGACACCAUGGUGAACGCAAGCUGGUUCAAGGCAUUCGCCAUGUUCUUGAUUACUGCAUUCAAAACGACGCGGCGCCUGACGAACAGGCUCUACGCAUACGUCCGGACUAAGCUGAACCCUGGGGCAGUUGCAUAUGUUGAACGGCCUGCUGCACCUCGCGAGCCGAUCUAUGCGGUCCCUGACCAUAUAGAUGACGACGAACUCGAGGAUGCAGAGCUGUACCGGCGCUUUCUGCGCGGAGAGCCUCUCAGCGACGAUGAUGAGGAGUACGAGGACCCUAUGCAAGCCGACAAUGUGCCGUCCACUCCAUCAGAAGACGAGGAUGACGGCGAGGACGAGGAGACUGUACGUCUGUAUGCAGACCUCUCGCAGGAUGUCGCGACGUCGACGUCGGCGCCGCUACUGCUCGCACACAUGACCUCUGCAUCCACGCUCACGCGGCGUCGAUACAACAGGCUAGUUUCCGAGCGGGGCACAGCCGAAGACGUGGAGGACGAAUGGCAGGCGUUCGUGCGCGAGCAAAGAGGAGUGAAGAGCUCAGUGCGGGAGGAUGGCGCGGCGGAAGCGAGGCAAAACUGUGUCGUCUGCACGGCUGAGCCGAGAGACAUCAUCUGCUGGCCUUGUCGGUGCCUCGCGCUAUGCAACGACUGCAGGGAAAACUUGGCGUCGCGUUCGUCUGCUUCUAAGCAUAGCUGCCCAUGCUGUCGUCGCAGUGUUGAAGGGUACUCCAGGAUAUACAUACCUUGA
Messenger RNA from Laetiporus sulphureus 93-53, 1929 nucleotides. RefSeq lists its product as uncharacterized. Gene Ontology annotation, biological process: ubiquitin-dependent protein catabolic process; protein ubiquitination. The transcript is spliced from 6 exons. Gene Ontology annotation, molecular function: ubiquitin protein ligase activity. Lineage: Eukaryota; Fungi; Basidiomycota; Agaricomycetes; Polyporales; Laetiporaceae. The coding region runs from base 1 to 1929 and encodes 642 amino acids. The record is from RefSeq and is a predicted model, not a curated record.